This is a messenger RNA of Chanos chanos (milkfish), 2016 nucleotides long. Its product is annotated as cytosolic sulfotransferase 2. The coding region runs from base 165 to 1043 and encodes 292 amino acids. The transcript has 8 exons. The record is from RefSeq and is a predicted model, not a curated record. Gene Ontology annotation, molecular function: sulfotransferase activity. Lineage: Eukaryota; Metazoa; Chordata; Actinopteri; Gonorynchiformes; Chanidae.
GAGAUCAGGAGUCAGUAUAAGAGAAGGCUGGCUCUUGUGAAGAAGUAAGCUCAGAGAGGAGGAAGAAUAUAAAGGAAGAGAGAAGCCCUGAUCACGUGAGAGACACACAGACAGGAGGGAUAAACACAGUCUUGACUGAGCCCUUCACGUCGUAACACUACACUAUGGAGCUGUCGCGUCCUGAGCUGUUUGAUUUUCACGGUGUCUCCAUGACUCAUUAUUUCACUGACAACUGGGACAACGUGCAAAACUUCAAAGCCAGACCAGAUGAUAUUCUCAUCGCCACCUACCCCAAAGCAGGUACUACCUGGGUGUCUUACAUCUUGGACCUGCUGCACUUUGGCCAGACUUGCCCUGAACGGCAGUCAUCCAUCCCCAUCUCUGACAGGGUCCCUUUCCUGGAGUUUUUUAUGCAGGGUUAUCCCUCAGGACCUGAGGCACUGGACGCUUUGCCUACCUCGCCUCGUCUCAUUAAAACCCACUUACCUGUUCAGUUUGUGCCGAAGUCCUUCUGGGAGCAGAACUGCAAGAUUGUCUAUGUGGCCCGUAAUUCCAAGGACAAUGUUGUGUCCUUUUUCCACUUUGACCGAAUGAACAAGGUGCAGCCUAAACCUGGAGACUGGGACAGUUUCCUCAAGAGAUUCAUGGAAGGAAAGAUGGUGUUUGGUUCCUGGUAUGAUCAUGUGUGUGGAUGGUGGGAGAAGAAGCAGACAUACUCCAACCUGCACUACAUGUUCUUUGAGGAUCUGGUGGAGGACACGGGUCGUGAGCUGGCACGUUUGUGCUCCUUCCUGGGUUUGUCCACACCAGCAAACGAGAGAGAGAAGAUCAGAGCAGAUGUGCAGUUUGAUGUUAUGAAGGAAAACAAAAUGACCAACUGCUCCACAGACCCUGUGCUGGACUUUAACAUCUCUCCUUUCAUGCGAAAAGGUAAAGUUGGCGAUUGGAAGAACCAUUUCACUGUGGCUCAGAAUGAGCAAUUUGAUGAAGAUUACAAAAGGAAGAUGAAGAACACCACCUUGUGCUUCCGCACAGAGCUCUAGGGCCAAUAAUAUCUAAAUCAGUUCAAAUGUUAUGAGACAGAUUUUGAACAGAGGAGUAGGUUGCCACCUAGUGGUAAAAGCUGGAAACAUCUCUCCUUUUCUCAUGAUUUUUGUAGCUGUUGACACUCCAUUGACAACAUAUUCGUGUUCUAACCCUGCACUGACAGAGGUGAUUCAGGGUUUUUUUUUUUUUGAGAAUUCAAAGAAUUCUCAAAGAGCCCCUGAUUAUUCAGGCCUUUUAAUGCUGUUUUGGAGCAAAUAUGUAGUAAGGAAAAAUAUUAAUCGAAACUUUGAACAUUGACACAAAAUUUGCCAUGAGAACCGUAAAGAUAUUAACCAAACUCAUGUAUGAAAUUCAUGUGUGAAGCCGAUGUUUCAAAAAAUAACAUAAGAUUUUCUACAAAAAUGAGAACUGAGUAAAACACUGUUUUUGGAGUCAUUUGAAACUGUCCUUUUUAAAUGUGAAAAACUGUCGUUGUCAAAUGGACACACCACAGACUGACUCAGCUUUUGCCAUUUAAUUAGAACAUUAAAUGAAAGUUUUAAACAUGCAACUAACCAACUAACUACUGACGCUACUGAUCUACUAAUACUACAUCUACUAAUGCUGAUGACAUUUUAUUUUUGUAUAUUGACCUACGUCAUAGCCUACGAUACAGUAAGUGUUAUCAUCGUACAGUCUACAUACAUCAAACUUGAUGUCGUACCCAAGUUUACUAGAUCCGUGUCGCACAGUGUGGCUAGCAAUAAACUUAUAAGAUUUCUGAAAUCUCACAGUCUGUAGGCGCCUUUAGACCGUAAGAGCUCAAAAAUGUGUGUUUGUACCGUGUUUCUACAGUCAGGGAUUAAGAUUAUAGACACACCUCAUGUUACACUGUAAGCUCCUAAGACUUGAAAUAUGCGCCACUGGUUUUACCACCCAUGUGGGCACUAUUCACAGGAGUACUAAUAAAGUCAAACACAAUGAAACGCA